AAUAGUUACUCUGUAAUCGCCGGUAUAUUUUAGGCUACGUGUCUUAGUUGUUUUUCGUUGACAUUAAAGUGUGAGAUAAAUCACACAUUUAAAAUGAACCGGGGAUCGAAAAUAUUGAAUAGUAAAGUUGCUGGUUACAGCAGCCUUAUAACAUUUGCUGUCUUACUAAUUGCUUGGAUAGCCGGAUUUUCGUCCCGUUUAUUUGCCGUCAUAAGAUUUGAAUCGAUAAUACAUGAAUUCGACCCAUGGUUCAAUUACCGAGCAACUGCCUACAUGGUGCAACAUGGCUGGUAUAAAUUUCUUAAUUGGUUUGAUGAGCGUGCCUGGUAUCCACUCGGUCGCAUCGUUGGAGGCACUGUAUACCCUGGAUUAAUGAUAACAUCUGGUGGCAUCCAUUAUCUAUUACAUAUAUUGAACAUUCCCGUACACAUACGUGACAUAUGUGUCUUUCUGGCACCAGUUUUUAGUGGCCUCACGUCUAUUUCAACGUAUCUACUAACAAAGGAACUUUGGUCGCCUGGCGCUGGAUUAUUUGCUGCAAGCUUUAUUGCCAUAGUGCCCGGUUAUAUUAGUCGCUCUGUUGCAGGCUCUUAUGAUAACGAAGGAAUAGCCAUAUUCGCAUUACAGUUCACAUACUUCUUAUGGGUAAGAUCUGUUAAGACUGGAUCCGUAUUUUGGUCAGCUGGCGCAGCGAUAUCCUACUUUUAUAUGGUUUCGGCUUGGGGAGGAUAUGUAUUUAUUAUCAACCUGAUUCCAUUGCAUGUUUUUAUGCUCCUGAUAAUGGGACGCUACUCCCCGCGACUUCUAACCAGCUACAGCACUUUCUAUAUUCUCGGACUGCUGUUCUCCAUGCAAAUACCGUUUGUUGGAUUUCAACCGAUUCGCACAAGUGAACAUAUGGCGGCAAUGGGUGUUUUUGUGUUACUCAUGGCUGUUGCUGCUCUGCGCCACUUGCAAACUGUUUUGUCAAGAAAUGAAUUUAAGAAAUUAUUUAUUGUUGGCGGAUUACUAUCAGCAGUCUUAGUGUUCGUUGCCGUCGUUGUGCUAACUAUGAUGGGCGUUGUUGCACCAUGGAGUGGAAGAUUUUACUCACUUUGGGAUACCGGCUAUGCUAAAAUUCAUAUUCCCAUUAUUGCAUCUGUAUCCGAACAUCAGCCUACCACGUGGUUUUCCUUCUUCUUUGAUCUGCACAUUCUUGUGUGUGCAUUUCCUGUCGGCCUGUGGUAUUGUGUAAAGCGGGUCAAUGACGAACGCGUUUUUGUGAUACUUUACGCCAUAAGCGCUGUCUAUUUCGCCGGUGUGAUGGUCCGUUUAAUGUUGACCCUAACUCCUGUUGUGUGCAUGCUUGCUGGUGUAGCAUUUUCUGGACUGUUAGAUGUGUUCCUGCAAGAAGACUCGUCUAAACGAUUGGCAAACACGGUUAACUCUGUACAAGAAAUUGAUGAGCAGGAGGAAUCAUUGGAGAAAAAAAGCUUGUAUGAUAAGGCCGGAAAGUUAAGGCACCGAACCAAACAUGAUCCCACUCACGAGACUGGCAUAAGCUCAAAUUUGAAAAGUAUCGUAAUUUUGGCGGUUCUAAUGAUAUUAAUGAUGUUUGCUGUACAUUGCACAUGGGUAACAAGUAAUGCAUAUUCGAGCCCGUCUAUUGUUCUUGCUUUUCAUAAUAGCCAGGAUGGUUCACGAAAUAUAUUAGAUGACUUUAGAGAAGCGUAUUACUGGCUCUCUCAAAACACGGCAGAUGACGCUCGUAUUAUGUCAUGGUGGGAUUAUGGGUACCAAAUUGCCGGGAUGGCUAACAGAACAACAUUAGUCGAUAAUAAUACUUGGAAUAAUAGCCAUAUAGCCCUAGUUGGAAAGGCAAUGUCGUCGACUGAAGAAAAGUCCUACGAAAUAAUGACAUCUUUGGACGUGGACUAUGUUCUAGUAAUAUUUGGAGGUGUGAUUGGAUAUUCCGGUGAUGAUAUAAACAAGUUCCUUUGGAUGGUACGCAUCGCGGAAGGAGAACAUCCAAAAGAUAUCAAGGAAAGCGAUUUCUUUACGGAUCGCGGUGAAUUUAGAGUUGAUGCAGAGGGAGCUCCGGCAUUACUGAAUUGUCUGAUGUACAAAUUGAGCUACUAUCGGUUUGGCGAGUUAAAAUUGGAUUACAGGGGACCUUCUGGAUACGAUCGGACUCGCAAUGCUGUAAUUGGCAAUAAAGAUUUUGAAUUGACAUAUUUGGAGGAAGCUUAUACAACAGAACAUUGGCUCGUUCGGAUCUAUAGAGUAAAGAAGCCCUUUGAAUUUAAUAGACCAUCGUUAAAAGCCAAAGAUAGACUUAUCCCACCAACAAACUUUAUAUCUCGAAAGAACCUUAAAAGGCGCAAAGGACUUAUUCGCAAUCGACCAAUGGUUGUUAAAGGAAAAAGGACUUUAAAAUAAAGUAUAUUGAUAUAAAUGUGACUGCAAUAAAAAGUUCAAUAAAUAAAUAAAAGAUUUACUAAA
Molecule: messenger RNA, 2481 nt
Organism: Drosophila mojavensis
Lineage: Eukaryota; Metazoa; Arthropoda; Insecta; Diptera; Drosophilidae
Gene: Stt3B
Product: dolichyl-diphosphooligosaccharide--protein glycosyltransferase subunit STT3B
Exons: 5
Coding region: 94-2418 (774 amino acids)
Biological process (GO): post-translational protein modification
Cellular component (GO): membrane
Molecular function (GO): dolichyl-diphosphooligosaccharide-protein glycotransferase activity
Source: RefSeq, a predicted model, not a curated record